Molecule: messenger RNA, 1493 nt
Organism: Owenia fusiformis
Lineage: Eukaryota; Metazoa; Annelida; Polychaeta; Sabellida; Oweniidae
Source: the annotation of a GenBank genome assembly
GAAAUAUGACAGAUAAUUAAGAAAGAGCUAGAGGAGGGAUUAAGGGCCCGAGAGAUUGGUGAGACAAAACAGAACCAGGUCGAGCACAUACUUAAAGGGGUCAACAAUUCAAUACUUCAAGAUUCUUUUUGUAUAAUGCGUUAAUGGAGUCGCAUGCAGGUCGUGAGAGUGUUGGGAGUAUAAGCAAUAAAUCAGAAUAUAGUUUUGUAGAAACAAAUAAUACAAAUGCAGCCAUGUUUGACACAUCUGUGUAUUACGAUUCGAAAGACACUACAUUAGGAAACGUCACUGGUUCUUUUAAUAGGUCAACAUCAUCAGAAACAGAGUCUUAUGUUGCCCAUAUCACAAAAUGGAUGUCAAGUUUAGAAACAACGCCAGUUGGAAAUAUUACAGAUAUUUCCCAUGAGGAAUAUAUCGAGGAUGAAGUAACUUUAAACAUGUAUAGGAUUAUAGGUCCUUUGAUCAUAGGAUUCGGGACGUUUGGAAAUAUACUGUCAAUCGCUACAUUGUGUCAGCGACACAUGCGCAAUUCGACUUCCUGUUUGUAUUUGAUCGCUGUUGCUGUUGCCGACAUCUUUGUUUUAUGGACAGGACUUAUGUAUCGCGUUCUGUUGAACAUUGCAGAAAUUGAUUUAGCGAAGACUGGGGAUAUUGCUUGUAAAUUAAGGAUGUUUACUUUGUAUUUCUGUCCAAUGCUAUCCACGUGGUACCUGGUAGCUGUAACUGCGGACAGGGCCGUCUGCGUUUGUCUACCAUUAAGGUCAAAGCGAUUGUCAACGAGGAGAAAAGCGAUGCUCGUGAUAGUAAUUAUAUUCUUGAUAAUGUCAUCCUUGAAUUUGCAUUUCUUUUGGACGUAUACAAGGGUGACCGAGGAUUGUGUUUGUGAUACGGCCAACACUCAGUCCAAAGUAUUCAUAGAGCUGGUAUGGCCAUGGGUAGACUUGGUAGUUACAGUCGGGAUACCUUUUGUAACACUGAUAACCUGUAAUUGUUUAAUCAUAUUCAAGGUGGUGCGCAACUCGAGAUUUAGGAGAUCGCACAUGAAUGUCAAACGAUCUAAAGAUAACACUAACUCUAUGACAAUCAUGCUACUUACUGCUAGCUUUUCAUUCCUAAUUCUUACAACACCCGUUCAAGUAUUUUUCAUAGGUCUCCCACAAUGGAUACAUACCUCAUUUGCAACGUCACAUGGUAAGGCUGUAAAGAGGUUAGUUCUGGCGACGCUAUCGUUACUUUUCUGGUGCAACAACGCUAUCAACUUCGUAUUAUAUUGCGUUAGCGGGCGUCGUUUCAGACGGGAGUUUUUCGCCAUUUUUAGAUGUCGACAAAGAUCUGUUCCAUCGUAUAAUUCAUCGUCCAAGGGAUCGAACAAUAACAAUGGAGGAUUGGGAGGGGUGUCAACAGGAACUGUAACCACCUCGUUGGCAUCCAGAGGGAGUUCACUUAUGAGACGAGCGUCUAAUGCAAGUGUGGUAAAUAAUACAAUUCUGUGA